Dipodomys ordii (Ord's kangaroo rat) is the source of this 1142-nucleotide messenger RNA. RefSeq names its product ficolin-1-like. Lineage: Eukaryota; Metazoa; Chordata; Mammalia; Rodentia; Heteromyidae. The coding region runs from base 7 to 1002 and encodes 331 amino acids. The transcript has 9 exons. The record is from RefSeq and is a predicted model, not a curated record.
AUCGCCAUGGCCCCGACACUGCUUGUCCUGCUCUUUUGGGCCUUGUCCAUCAAAGAUCUGACUGUCCAGGCUAAUGAUACCUGCCCAGAGACGAAGGUGGUGGGUUUGGAGAGCUCCAACCAGCUCACCAUUCUGAGAGGCUGUCCUGGGCUGCCAGGGCCCCCAGGACCCAAAGGAGAGGCGGGAGCCAGGGGAGAGAGAGGAGAACAAGGUCUCCCAGGACCACCUGGGAAGGAAGGACCACCUGGGAAGGAAGGACCACCUGGGAAGGAAGGACCACCAGGGCCUAAAGGAGACCCAGGAGAGAAGGGCCCUCGUGGAGAGAAAGGUGACCCCGAGUCAUCUGAGACAUGUGCCACAGGACCUCGGAACUGCAAGGAACUGCUCACACACAAUGACCUCCUGACGGGCUGGCACACCAUCUACCUGCCCGACUGCCGGCCGUUGUCUGUGCUCUGUGACAUGGACACAGAAGGUGGAGGCUGGACUGUCUUCCAGCGCAGGGUGGAUGGCUCUGUGGACUUCUAUCGAGACUGGGCUGCUUACAAGCAGGGCUUCGGCAGUCAGCUGGGGGAGUUCUGGCUGGGAAAUGACAACAUCCAGGCUCUGACGUCCCAGGGAACCAGCGAGCUCCGCGUGGACCUUGUGGACUUUGAGGGCAAGAGAGUCUAUGCCACCUACAGCUCCUUCCAGAUGCUGGGGGAGGCAGACAAGUACAAGCUGGUCCUGGGGGACUUCAAGGGGGGCAGUGCCGGUGAUUCCUUGACAUCUCACAACAACCAGCCCUUCACCACCAAAGACCAGGACAACGACAUGAGCACUUCUAACUGUGCGGUGGUGUACCAAGGGGCCUGGUGGUACGCUGGGUGCCACGUGUCAAACCUGAACGGCCUGUACCUUCAGGGUUCCCAUUCCAGCUUUGCAAACGGCAUCAACUGGAACUCAGGGAAAGGAUACUAUUACAGCUACAAGGUGUCAGAGAUGAAGGUGCGGCUCACUUAGCUCUCCGCACCCAACGGGGACAUCCACCAGAAAUCCACUUCUGCAUCCCAAGCCCUUGGUCUGUGUCUCUGGAUAAGAAAGGGACCUGGCUGCCUGCUGCUACUGCCCUUCGCCCCCACCCCCUCCACCCCCCUGCCUGG